Messenger RNA from Morchella importuna, 339 nucleotides. RefSeq lists its product as uncharacterized. The record is from RefSeq and is a predicted model, not a curated record. Gene Ontology annotation, molecular function: RNA binding. Lineage: Eukaryota; Fungi; Ascomycota; Pezizomycetes; Pezizales; Morchellaceae. Gene Ontology annotation, cellular component: precatalytic spliceosome; U1 snRNP; U4/U6 x U5 tri-snRNP complex. The coding region runs from base 1 to 339 and encodes 112 amino acids. The transcript has 3 exons. Gene Ontology annotation, biological process: spliceosomal snRNP assembly; RNA splicing.
AUGGCCGAGCUCCUCAACAAGCCCCGCGCAGACCUCACCGAAUACGAGAUCGCCGAGCUCGAAAAGUACGAAUUCAGCGCCGGCCCGCUCUCGAUCCUGCAGACGGCCGUGCGCUCGCACAACCAGGUUCUCAUCUCGUGCCGCAACAACAGGAAGCUGCUGGCGCGCGUCAAGGCGUUUGACCGCCACUGCAACAUGGUGCUCGAGAACGUCAAGGAGAUGUGGACGGAGACGCCGAGGAAGGCGGAUGGGAAGAAGGGGCGGCCGGUUAAUAAGGAUCGGUUUAUCUCGAAGAUGUUUCUGAGAGGUGAUUCGGUGAUCCUUGUGUUGUUGAGUUAA